Molecule: messenger RNA, 3879 nt
Organism: Alosa sapidissima (American shad)
Lineage: Eukaryota; Metazoa; Chordata; Actinopteri; Clupeiformes; Clupeidae
Product: E3 ubiquitin-protein ligase RNF139-like
Exons: 3
Coding region: 972-2990 (672 amino acids)
Biological process (GO): ERAD pathway
Cellular component (GO): endoplasmic reticulum; endomembrane system
Molecular function (GO): zinc ion binding; ubiquitin protein ligase activity
Source: RefSeq, a predicted model, not a curated record
GUAAAAAUAUACUGUAUGUGGGUACACACAUUUCUCUGUGUUAUUAGAAGAUCAUUUCUCAGAUUAAGAAACCCUCAUCAUUACUCCAUUAAAGACAACAAUUUUCAAGUGAAUAACAAACUAGGCUACUCUCAAGCUCUCGUGGGACACAUAAAAUGAUGUGGCGGACCGCAUCGGCCCACGAGCCUUGAGUGUAACAUGUGACUUAAAGCCUGAUUUGUGGAAUGUGAAUUUCAUUGAUGGGGUUGGAGAACAACAGUUUUACCAUUGAGGUGGGCCAGAAGAGAUGUCAGCACAGGAGAGACCUCUCAAAAGAAAAGUAGACAGAUACACACAAAUGCAGAUACAAAUGGACCUGACUUAACUUUAUGCUACUUCGACACAUUGUGUUAUACAAAUAUACAUACUAUACACAAAUAAACACACAGACUGUACACCAGUGAAUUUCAAUAUACUUUUCAUUUUCAAUAUACUGUAGUAAACGACUUUUCAAAAUGGUGCCUGUGGUCAGUCAAAAUUCAUCCUCCGUCUCAGAAGUAGUAUUGACAACCAAAAGAGUGAGGGGAUAACAAUGUCAGGCCAUUUAUAAAAAUGUCCUACCCAAAGUUACUUCCUUUACAUCACCUCUAAUAAAAACUUAACUGUUAAGUGUAUAAGACAUUGACUACACAUCCCCACCCCAAUCCUAUUACAUCAGCCCCCAAAUAACAAAGUGCAUGUCAAAAGUUGCAUGGCCACACCAGACACCAGGGCCACACCUUACGUCGAAAUCUACGUCACGUAGAAUUCAAAAGCGCCACUUACUUCCGCGUUCUUCGCAUAGCAACAGGAGGAAAGCGAAGAUGGCGGAUCAUGGGGAUCCGGUAAAAUAACGUGUCCGAAGUAGUAACAAGCGACGGUCUCUUGAAAAACGAAGUUAUUGGAAUAUCCUUUUCGAAAGACUUGGUCCCUCUGGGACAGCGGCCUGUGCCAUGGCGUCAACUAACGUCCGAAUCGGUCAACAGGCCUUGGCCGUACUGGAUGUGGCACUCCGCGUACCGUGCAUCUUUAUUAUCGACGCCAUUUUUAAUUCUUACCAUGAUCCUGGGACUGGAUGGGCCGGGACAGCUGGGAGGGUUUUAAUAAGAGUUUUUGGUAUUUUGGUAUCCAGCGUAGUGCUGGUCCUCUCCCAGAAGGCCCUGUUCAAGUUUUAUACACUGUUCUUCGCCGUGAUGCUGGGCGCUGUGGCUGUCAUGAUCAACUACUAUGCCACAUCACACAUAGACUUCUACAGUGCCUACUACAAAGCGGCAUUGGGCUUCCGGCUGCUUCCACGCAACGGCCCCACGCUCUGGCUGGGUAUGGCGGUUGUGCAGCUGCUCUUCGGCCUGGGCUACGUGGUGCUGCUCAACGUCCAGUCCACGUUUGCAGCGCUGGUGUUCCUGGACAUCAUGAUCCCGCUGUGGGGUCUGAUUAUCGAGCUGCCGGUGGACGUGCGGCAGCUGGUGGCCGUGGCCUCGGGCUUCGUGCUGGCGCUCAACACGGCUGCCUGCUUGCUUCUCAAACUCAAGUGGUUCUACUACUCGUGCCGCUACGUUUACCUGCUGCUGCGCCACAUGUACCGCAUCUACGGCGUGCAACUGCUGCUGGAGGACACCUGGAAGCGCAUCCGCUUCCCGGACGUACUGCGGGUCUUCUGGCUGACGCGCAUGACCGCCCAGGCGGUCAUCCUGGUCUACGUGGUGAAGGUGGUGCGCCACGAGAGUGGCCAACAGGCCACGCUGACAUGGGAUGUGUGCUGGGACCUCUUCAGCAACCUGAUCAUCAGCGGCUGUGACUCCACACUCACCGUGCUGGGCAUGAGCGCCGUCAUCUCCUCGAUGGCACACUACCUGGGCCUGAGCAUCCUGGCCUUCAUCGGCUCCACCGAGGAGGAGGACAAGCGGCUGGGCUUCGUGGCGCCCGUGCUCUUCUUCAUCCUAGCGCUGCAGACGGGCCUGAGCGGCCUGGACCCCGAGGAGCGCCUGGUGCGGCUCAGCCGCAACAUGUGCCUGCUGCUGACGGCCAUCCUGCACUUCAUCCACGGCAUGACGGACCCCGUGCUCAUGUCGCUCAGCGCCUCGCACGUACUGUCCGUGCGACGCCACCUGCCCGUCCUGCUGGUGUCCCUGGCGCUCUUUGUGCUUCCGGUGGCCCUCAGCUAUGCCCUUUGGCACCACUACGCCCUGAACACGUGGCUGUUCGCCGUGACAGCCUUCUGUGUGGAGCUGUGCCUCAAGGUGGUGGUGUCGCUGACGGUGUACACGCUCUUCAUGGUGGACGGCUAUCACAACGUCCUGUGGGAGCGGCUGGACGACUACGUCUACUACGUGCGGUCCACGGGCAACGUCAUCGAGUUCAUCUUUGGCGUCAUCAUGUUCGGCAACGGCGCCUACACCAUGAUGUUCGAGUCGGGGAGCAAGAUCCGCGCCUGCAUGAUGUGCUUGCAUGCAUACUUCAACAUCUACCUGCAAGCCAGGAAUGGCUGGAAGACUUUCAUCAACCGCCGCACAGCGGUCAAAAAGAUCAACUCUCUGCCAGAGGUCAAGGGUUCCCAGCUGGACGACAUUGAGGACGUGUGCGCCAUCUGCUACCAAGAGUUCGCCACCUCGGCACGCAUCACGCCCUGCCACCACUACUUCCACGCGCUCUGCUUGCGCAAGUGGCUCUACAUCCAGGACACGUGCCCCAUGUGCCACCAAAAAGUCUACAUCGAGGACGAGGCGAGAGACAGGGCGGCGUUCUCCAACAACAAUGGCUAUGCAGACCCCGGGGGGGACCCGGACGAGUUUGCAGCCCCGGGCAGGGCAGAGGGGGCAGCAGCCGCAGCAGGUGGGGCAGAUCCUGACAAUGAGCUGCUGGAAGACAAUGACAGUAUAGAAUACGACGAAGAUGAGUGGGGCACACUAAACGGAGGCACACCCAUAGAGGAGGACUACAUUAAUGAUGAUACAGAUUCCAAUGGCGAUUGAUUUAUGAAUAGGCUUGUGGAGGUUUAUGGUGUGAGUGCCUAUACGAAGUGGGUGGAGAGGCUUUGAGUUCAGCGAGAGACGCACAUUCCUUUUCUAUUUCUCCUUCCUCUUAGGGAUGCCAUGGGGGUUUGUGUGUGUGUGUGUUUGUGUGUGCUUUGGGUCUGUCCAUGACUCAAAGGGAGAUGGAGAUCAACAACAGAACGAGAGGUCUGAUUAAACGUGACAUGCUACUGUAAUCACUGAUAUACCUCUGUCAUUACUACUGGUCUCUUGUGUGACCUUGCUUAAAUCUGUGUACAUUGUUGUACAUGUAAUAAAAAAAAAAAACAUACUCUUUCCCUUGGAAAAGAGGAGGCUGUAUUACAAUGGAUGUUUUUCAAAAGCCACUGGACUUUUGGCUGUUGGAGUGAGAAAAACUGCAGCCUCCAUGCUGCAUUGUUUGACUCAGACCAUAUCUGUGUUAAAGCAUCAAUCUCUGCAUUUCAACUAGACAGUUCCAUCAGUGAUCUGUUAAAGGCAACCACUGCUAUUUUAUUGUUUCAUUUGCAAUCAUUCAUUUUUGGUUUCCAUUUAGAAUUUGGCACAUUGGCUGACUGAGGGAGAGCAAGACAUGCAAGAUGCUAUUUAAAAAAAAAUAAUAAUUUAAUGCAACAGGCAGAGGAACUGGUGAAUUAAUGGUGAAAAAUUAUGUGUGUGCUGAUCUAGGUUAUUAUAAUCAGGAAGUGAAAAUAAUUUGAUUUAUUCUGUGGAAUAGUUGUGCUUUCACUUUCUGUCAAUGAAGGAAUUUUAUGAUUCAUCUUUUUUUUUUGCUUUGGAAAAGGUGCAAAUGUUCAUUUUGCCUUUUGCUUUAAAGAUGAUGUAAAUAAAAAAAAAUAAUCUUUAAUAGUGA